CAACGUGCUUUGUCCUUACUCUAAUACAGUUGCAUUAAAUAGCUAAAUCUUGCAGCUACUCUUAAGAUAUCCGAAUUAGCUAAUUUGGCAGCAAUUUUUACGCCCAAAUUAGCUAGUUUUCUGCUGAUUGAAUAUGGCAAUGCUAAGAGUAUUGACUAGUUUGGUUGUCAUAGCUAUGGUGCUUGGGUCAGCCAUGGCUACAGAUUACACUGUGGGAGCUCCUAAUGGUGGAUGGGACCAAACUAGUGAUCUUCAAUCAUGGGUUGCAUCUCAAAAGUUGUUCGUUGGAGAUAAAAUAACUUUUUCAUACGCUCCAAGCCAUACUGUGCUUCAAGUAACAAAGGCUCAAUAUGACUCUUGUGACAACACAAAUCCUAUUGCAAUUUAUAGCGGAGGCAUGACAGUCAUCACUCUAGCUUCUGUAGGCAAGAGAUACUUCAUAUGUGGAACUGGUGGACAUUGUAGCAAUGGAAUGAAACUUGAAGUCAACAUUCUUGCCCCACCAGCCACUCCGCCAACAACUCCACCACCAUCAACUCCCACAGCUCCACCGCCACCAACCCCGGCAACUCCACCACCGUCAACCCCCACAACUCCACCACCGUCAACUCCUACAACUCCACCGCCGUCAAGCCCUGCAACUCCACCAGCAUCAGCCCCUUCCACCACCCCAGUUGCUUCACCUCCCUCCAAGUCUUCAUCAGCACCCUCACCAAAACAUGCACCUAAAAUUUCCCCUGCAUUGUCACCUUCCAAGUCCUCCCUUGCUCACAGCCCUGCAAUGCCUCCUGCUGGCAGUCCAACAGCCCCUACUGUUGAGGACGCUGGAUUGCCCCCUUCUGGCGCUUCUGCACCUACACCAUCUGCCCCGUCAUCAGCUGAUAAAAUCCGUGUCAUUACUGGUUCUACAGUGGGAUUUGGCUUUGCUGUUAUGCUGAUGUUCUUUCUUUAAGCCUUCAAACAAUAUUUGAGGUUGUUGUCAUUUUUUGUUAUAUUGUUGAUUCAAUUCUAUUUUGUACCUGCUUUUCCUCAGUCCUGGUUGUUUGUUCAACACAUUCUAUAUUAUGAAAGUUGCAAAUUAUUUACGGAGAUAGAAUGGACUUUAGCGUUGAAA
Molecule: messenger RNA, 1114 nt
Organism: Nicotiana attenuata
Lineage: Eukaryota; Viridiplantae; Streptophyta; Magnoliopsida; Solanales; Solanaceae
Product: uclacyanin 1-like
Exons: 2
Coding region: 134-952 (272 amino acids)
Cellular component (GO): plasma membrane
Molecular function (GO): electron transfer activity
Source: RefSeq, a predicted model, not a curated record